Molecule: messenger RNA, 3266 nt
Organism: Leucoraja erinaceus (little skate)
Lineage: Eukaryota; Metazoa; Chordata; Chondrichthyes; Rajiformes; Rajidae
Gene: ncstn
Product: nicastrin
Exons: 17
Coding region: 84-2174 (696 amino acids)
Biological process (GO): Notch receptor processing; protein processing
Cellular component (GO): membrane
Source: RefSeq, a predicted model, not a curated record
CACUUGGGCGCAUCCACUACAUCCGGCACUCCGAACUCUCUUCCGGGCUGGAAAGAGGGCAAACUUCCGGGAAAAGCAACAGAAUGGGAAUGGAGGUGGCGGUGCGCUGGAUCAGCGCGGCGCUUUUUAUUGGCCUCUGCUCUGCCAACUCUGUCGAGAAGAAGAUCUACAUCACCCUGAAUGCGACCGCUCCCUGCGUCCGGCUUAUGAAUGCUACCCACCAGAUCGGCUGCCAGUCCUCCCUCAGCGGUGACACUGGGGUGAUCCACCUGGUCGAGCAAGAGUCUAACCUCAGCUGGGUGUUGAGUGACGGUCCCAACCCUCCCUACAUGGUCCUUUUGGAGAGCAACAUGUUUACACGGGACGUGAUGCUGAGUCUGAAGUCAUCCAGUCGCGUGUCUGGCGUAGCUGCGAUCCUGCCGCCCUCUCCAGCUCCCGGACAACUUUCACCUGAUCUCAAGUGCCCCAACGAUGGUUUUGGGCUAUAUUCCCUGAAUUACGGGCCUGAGUACGCCCAUUGCAACGAGACCCUCUGGAACCCCGAGGGCAACGGCCUCUCCUACGAUGACUUCCCCUUCCCGGUCUUUAUGCUGAAGGACGAGAACGAGACACAGGUCAUCCGCCAGUGUUACAAGGACCACAACCACCCGAGGGAGGGCGCAGCACCGGCGUUCCCGCUCUGCGCCAUGCAACUGUCGUCCCACAUGCAUGGGGUGAAGGACACGGUGACGUGUAUGAGGCGCAGCAGGGGGCAGGUCUCCAUCACACUCAACACUGACGAUGUCUGUGACCCGCUGUCGGACUUCAACGUCUGGACGACCACUCAGCCCAUCAAUAAGUCUGGUGUUGCUAGUCCGGAGGAUCGCUUUGUUGUGGCUGCAGCCCGGCUGGAUAGCCGCUCCUUCUUUUGGGAAGUUGCUCCGGGCACCGACAGCGCCGUCUCUGGAUUUAUCGUGCUCCUAGCUGCGGCUGAGGCCCUUGCUCGGACCCCUGAUGUCGAGUCUCUGCCGAAGAACAUCAUGUUCCUCCUCUUCCAGGGGGAGACAUUUGACUACAUUGGCAGCUCUCGGAUGGUUUAUGACAUGACCAACGGUAAAUUUCCCAUUGCGUUGGAGAACAUAGAUUCCUUCAUAGAGUUAAAUCAGAUUGGCAUUGGAACAUCGUCAGAAAUUUGGGCUCAUACUGAUCCAGUUUCAUUGCGCAAUUCCACAGUAAAUGAACAGGUUCAGAAGCUGCUGGCGUCCUUCUCCAAAGUCACAGCCGGAAUGAACAUCAGCGUUCGGCAGCCGAAUCAGAGCCAGCCCCUGCCCCCGUCAUCUUUCCAGAGGUUCCUACGGAAGAGGAUCAUCCCUGGAGCCGUACUCACCGACCACCAGGCCAGCUUCGCCAACAGGUAUUACCAGAGUGUGUACGAUCUGGGAGAAAAUAUUGGGCUGCGAUACCCAGAUGGACUGACUCCUGAGGAGGCUCUGAACCAUAUCACAGACACAGCAAAGGCACUUGCGGAUGUGGCUUCCCUCGUUGCACGAACUCUGUACCUGCAGGCAGGGGGCAACGGUAGCCUGGAAAACAUCACAGCCAACGCGCAAACAGUGACCCGAAUGCUGUAUGGAUUUGUAAUCAAUUGGAAUAAUUCCUGGUUCCACUCGAUCAUCAGUCAGGACAAAAAUGACAUAUUUACAAAACAGAAACACAUCUCUUUCUAUGUCUCAGUCAAUGAACAGACCUUCUCGACGGUGCUGGUGGAGCACGUUCUGUUUAACCUGACCGGUCAUCAUGCCAACCUGACUGAGGAGCAGUGUCGGGACCCCAAAAGCAUCCCGCACCCCGAUACCAACUUUUUCAAUUACAUUUGGGUGCAGGGGACGAAGGCGGAGAACGCCAGCGAGCCCACCCCUUACUGCGUGCGCGCCAACGUUUGGUUGUCGCGGGCCCUGUCCCCAGCCUUCGAGCUGGCUGACUAUUCCUCCACCGAGUACUCCACCUGGACCGAGAGCCGCUGGCAGAAGGUGGGGGCCCGAAUCUUUUUAGUGGCCAGCAGGGAGCUGGAGAUCAUCACGUUGGUGACCGGAAUCUGCGUCCUCAUCACGUCAAUGGUCCUCAUCCACUUCCUCAAUGCCAAGUCCAACAUACUCUUCUCUGGACCCCAGGAGCAUAGCUCCGUCAGCUACUGACGGGGCAGCAGCGAGUCCAGUGGUUCUGAGAGUGAGUGAGUGGGUGGGUAGGUGUGUAAGGAAGAGUGAAUGGGCCAGAGAGAGGGAGUGAGUAUGGGGAAGAGAGUGAAGGGAGAGUGUUAUUGUGACGGCGGGGGAAGUUAUUGACUUGAAUUAUUACUGUGGUAAUGCUGGAUGUAUUCUCAAGCAUGAGGGAUUGGCGGAGGCCAAUUAAGGGGAAAGGGGUACCCACCAUAUCCAGAUGACAAACCUGUUCCAAUCUUGCAAAUGGCCACCGCACUUGCGGAUACCCCGCUCAAAAUGGCCGCCACCCUUGGGAACAAACUGCUGAAAAUGGCCUACACCUUUCGGAACACCCUGCUCAAAAUGGCCACAACCCAUGGGAAUGCCCUGCUCAAACUGGCAGCCAUCCUUGGUAACACACUGCAAAAUGGCCACCACCCUUGGGAACAAUCUGCGGAAAACGGCUACCAUAUUUGCAAUAUCCCUGGUUGAAAUGGCCACAAUCCUUGGGAACACUUUAUUUUAAAUGGCCAUCAUUCCUUGGGAACAGAGACAUGAUAAACUGCAAUGGCUGGAAUCUUCAGCAAAAAACAAAGUGCUGGAGGAACUCAAGUCGGGCAGCAUCUGUGGAGAGAAUGGACAGGUGAUGGUUCUGAUAGAGACCCUUCUUCAAUCUGAAGAAUGGUUCCAUCCUGAAAUGUUGUCUGUCCAUUCCUUCCACAGAUACUGCCUGACCCGCUGAAUACCAACAACACUUUAAUUUUUGCUUUUUCUGAUCAUCCUGUUGGUACACUGUUCAAUAUAGCUGAUGCCUUACAAAAAUGCAAAUAAAAAUGGCUGUCACCUGAGGGAAGGCACAAUUCAAAAAGGCACUAGCACUCGUACAUCAACCAGGAACUUGACAGCCUAAAGGGGUUGUCCCGUCACACACUGCACCAGGAAUGAUAUUUGGCAAGAGGUGGCAGAACUUGCUCAUUAAAAUUUCAUAGAAUAUGAUGGGCAGGCCUUUGAGCCUGAGAUUACAGCAGAUCAUGAGAGAAUUUGUCUUUUGAUGUCUUAAUAAUGGAAAUAAAAAUAAUUGACUUCCAA